AUGCAGAAUGGCCCCCCUCCACACGACAAUCCUACGGGCGAUCAGCAGGAUGGCAAAUCGACACUCUGGGAUCGCUUCGCUAGCCAGUUUCAUAUGAGACCGCCGGAGGAUGAUGAGCCUCAGUCUUGGUGGAUUGCUUCUACGGCUAUUCCGCUGGUUGCCGCUGCGGCGGGGCCGCUGGCCAACGUGAUGUCAAUUGUUGCGCUGGUCAUGCCAUGGAGGAGCCAUAUUACUUCCAGAACAACUAGUCCGGCUGGAAAUUGGUAUCAGGAGGGCUAUGCUGACCCUCACUGGAUCACGGCCUUUAACGCAGUUUCGCUUUUUUGUGGUGUUGUUGGCAAUAUUUUCUUGUUGUUGAAUUUCACUCAAACCGUGCGCUACAUCAUUGCUUUGCCGGUGACGAUUAUUAUGUGGUUUAUUGCGCCUGGUAUUCUGGCUGGGUUGACUGCAUCUCUUUCUAUUUACGCUCCCCCCAAUGGCACAGAUGAUGUAUACUCUCAGGCCUUUUGGAGUGCAGUAAUCGCGGCAAUCCUCUAUCUCUUACUGGGUGCUCUUCUCAUGAUAAACAUGCUAGGAUAUUUCCUUGGAAGAUAUCCACAGCAUUUUUCACUCACGGACGAUCAGCGCACUCUUAUCUUACAAAUGACCGCAUUUGUGGUUUGGCUGCUUAUAGGUGCCGCUUUCUUCCAGAAAGUACUCGACAUCUCAUUUGCAGAUGCCUUGUAUUUCUGCGACAUCACAGUCUUGACUUUGGGCUUUGGUGAUGUGACAGCUCAGACUUCCCUUGGAAGAGGUCUCGUUUGGCCGUAUGCCGUAUUCGGAAUUAUCAUGCUUGGUCUUGUUGUUGGAAGUAUCCAUCAAUUUGCCCGGGAGGUCCACUACGACAAUGUCGUCCGAAAGCACAUCGAACAGAGACGGCAGCAUACUUUCGAUCGCUCUGUCACCUUUGACGAGUUUACCUCAAACAAUGCCGAGAAAGUGCUCACUACAGAACUUGAUCGUCAAAAGACCCAGAUUAAUUAUCGCCCUCAGCAUAAGAAACACCAGCCGAUCCGGAACACUAUUCAUGCAUUGGCUGCAGAUCGACGACCUAAACUGCUGAUCAUGAGAGAAGAAAAGGAUCGAUUCGAUGCUAUGCGUGGCAUACAAUACGAAACUAUGCGUUUUCGUCGUUGGAACGAUUUAAUUAUCAGCAUAAUUGUCUUUGGAAUCGUGUGGAGCUGCGGAGCCGUUGUCUUCUGGACACUAGAGGACUGGACUUACUUUGAAGCUCUAUACUUUUGCUUCUGUUCAUUGCUCACCAUUGGAUACGGCGACUUCACUCCCCAGUCGAAUGCUGGACGGCCGUUUUUUGUGAUGUGGUCCCUUAUAGCCAUCCCAACCAUGACCAUGCUCAUCUCCCAGAUGAGUGAUACGGUUGUUUCUGCUUUCAAGCAUGGUACAGAGAAGUUUGCUGAAUAUUCCAUCAUGCCCGAGAGUGGAACUUACCGGUCUUGUUUCGCUCACAUACCUUUUACCCGAAGAUAUCUGGAAAGACGUCAAGAAAAGAAACGAUUGGAACGUGGAUUCGAAGUCGGUGCUGAUACAGGAGACACCGCCGAUCCGGAGAGUGGGGAGCCGGAGGCUGCAAAGGAGACCCCACGAGCCCCAUCUCGACGUACCAGCUCUGUCCCAACCUAUCCUACACGGACCAUUGAGGAACUUGCGCGCGUGACCCAUCCCUCGCCAUACGAACUGGCCCAACAACUUGCAUUCGCCAUUCGUCGCACUACUGAAGAUGUGUGCGAAGGAAAGCGCAAGCGGUACAACUACGAAGAAUGGGUGGAGUUUACUCGUCUCAUCCAAUUCACCAAUCCCCGGACCCGACCAUCUUCGGCCGAGGGAUCAUCAAGCCAACACCACAGUAAGGAAGAUACACUGGUCCUCGACGAAGAUGAGUUUGGGGUCCUGAACUGGGACUGGAUUGGCGAGAACAGCCCAAUGUUGGCGCACCAGACUGAACCAGAGUGGGUUUUAGACCGGCUUUGCGAGAGUUUGGUGCGCUAUGUGUCGACUCAAGAGCAAGCCCGCGCCAGAGAGCGAGGUCACGCGGAUGAUAUUGCAGAGGCAGCGACAUUGAGGAAGGAGAGAGACCUAGGUAUUGAGGACUCUUAA
This is a messenger RNA of Penicillium pulvis, 2154 nucleotides long. RefSeq names its product potassium channel family protein. Lineage: Eukaryota; Fungi; Ascomycota; Eurotiomycetes; Eurotiales; Aspergillaceae. Gene Ontology annotation, cellular component: membrane. The record is from RefSeq and is a predicted model, not a curated record. Gene Ontology annotation, molecular function: potassium ion leak channel activity. The transcript has 3 exons. Gene Ontology annotation, biological process: stabilization of membrane potential; potassium ion transmembrane transport. Bases 1 to 2154 code for a protein of 717 amino acids.